AGGGGUGGAGAAGACACCGCGAGGGAUGAAGAUGAUGCUUCUCCUGCAUAAAGGUGAUAUUUUUCGGCCUUCUUCCUGUUGUGUAUCUUACCCCCCUCGUCGUCUGUCUGAUCAGCCAGCCAAAGAUGAAUUCCCGAAGAAAAAGGUGCCCGAAGGAGAAGGGUAUCGUCAUAGACUUGUGUAGCGACGCAGCUGAGGAUGGAGUUGUCUCGGCAGCGUCGCAGGGGGUCGAGCAGGUACGGCGGCGGAAGGGCAACAUAGGUGGGCGAAAGGAUUGUUGUAUAGAUGGAUGCACGGUCGUGCCUGGUGGUCUUUCUGCUUCUGUCAAGGGGCCGCAGAAGAGGAGACGCAAUUCGCUGCAAAUGCUGCUUGCUAAUCAAGAAAUUGUGGAGUACAGGCUCAGGUCGAAAACAAGGAAACAUGAGGGAGGAUCCUGCAGAGGAGGAGAGGUGCAAACGGGCAAACGUGGCCUCGACGAUCCUGGGGAUGAGAGGCAGGAUGGUGCAUGCGCCGGUGCCAGAAGGAUGGGUGGCAGCGAAGAGGAGGCGACGUGGAGAAAUGCUGUGGAGGAGAGGGGGGAAUGGGUGAAGAACGGCAUGUGUGCGAGGAUGGAAGGACGGAAUGCACACGGGAGCGGCUGUGGCAGUGAAGACGUAGGGAGGGCUCAUGGUGGAAUGGCAGACUCCUUAUUGGAUACGAUGGUAAACAGAGAAGAACCAGAGAUUGCCGCGGAGAAGGAGAUUCGAGCGGAAGAGAGGAGGGUGGCACACCGUGGGAGAGAGGGGGAUGUGACAGUCAGUGGCAAGCAGCUGGGGAGUGUGCAUGAGAAUGGCGAGGUGGUAGAAGAGGGGUGCAACAGGGGUGUCAUUUUGUUCAGAAGAGGUGAUCGAGGAGGAGGAGGUGUAGGAGGAGGAGGAAACCCCACCAGGAGGGAGGAGGUUGAGGAAGGAAGCCUGUUGAGAGAGAAACCGGGGGCGGGCAAAUUACUCCUCCCCUCGUGGGAUGGAGGUGGUUGUACAGACAACAAAAAGUUAUCAGGUGAAAGGGACGGUGGAACUCUGCGUGGGCACGCUGAACGAGGCCUGUUACAAGAGAGGGAGUCGUACAAGCGUCACGGGCCCCAGGACAAGGGACAGACAGAACGAUUAGGGGGGACCCAGGGGGGUGGAGGAGCAGCAUCUCCGUCAGCUCGUCAAGCUUUCACACAGGAGGAAGUUUGUCUUGUAGAAGCAGAGGAUGAAAAAAUCCCAGCAAAUGAUAGGACUGCCAGUGCGACCUGCAUUGCUGAGCAGGGAAGGAGUCCUAAUGUAGAGAGCAGCAGAAAGGCAGGUAUCCUACCUGAGGGGCAGGGGCAGGGACGGAGGAGACCAGGAAAGAGAGCCAACCCAAAAGAGGCAGCAGCUGACACAAUAGGGACUGGGGUGGCGGACUUACUAUUAAGGAAGGGGUCGAACGCGUGUAGAAGCAGCGUUAAUGGUAGUAAAGUGGCAGCAGGAGUAGAUAGACUGGUUUGUGGAACAGCAAACCAGUCAAACCAGUCAAACCAGUCAAACCAGUCAAAGAAGUGCAAGGUAGAUAGAGUAGCGUGCGUCGGAAAUAACACGACUCGUGGAGAUUUGGAAGUAGAUGGGAGAGUAGGGUGUGAAAAUGUUGAAGAGAAAAGAGAGGAUAAUGAGCGGUUGACACGAGGGGCAAUCGAAGUGGUAGCUGCUGCUGAUGAUGCAGACGACGAUGCAUGCGUGAAGACCAAGGUUGAAGUAAAAUGCUCUGGGACCUCUGAGCCAAUCAGGAAGAUGCCUGCGAGGAGGUGCAAGGCGAAGAGUCUGGCGGAAGGAGAGGAUAGAAGGCGGCACUGUGAAAAGGAAGGAGGCUCCGCAGACAAUAACGAUGAACCUGAGAAGGGAAGACCGAGUGUCUGUGAUGCCGAUGAGGGAGGGAGAAGAGAGCAUGCUGCUUUUCCAGAGGAUCAGGGACUGAGAAGACCAGGAAAGAGGACCAACGCGGUCCCAAAAGAGGCAGCAGGAGUUGACAGACUGGUUUGUGAAGCAGCAAACCAGUCAAAGAAGUGCAAGGUAGAUAGAGUAGCGUGCGUCGGAAAUAACAUGACUCGUGGAGAUUUGGAAAUAGAUGAGAGAGUAGGGUGUGGAAAUGUUGAAGAGAAAAGAGAGGAAAAUGAGCGGUUGACACGAGGGGCAAUCGAAGCAGUAGCUGCUGAUGAUGAUGCAGAUGAUGAUGCAUGCGUGAAGACCAAGGUUGGCGUAAAUGGCUCUGGGACCUCUGAGCCAGUGAGGAAGAUGCCUGCGAGGAGGUGCAAGGCGAAGAGUGUGACGGAAGGAGAGGAUAGAAGGCGGCGCUGUGAAACGGGAGGAGGCUCCGCAGACAAUAACGAUAAAGCUGAGAAGGGAAGACCGAGUGUCUGUGAUGCUGACGAGGGAGGGAGAAGAGAGCAUGCUGCUUUUCCAGAGGAGAGCAUUGGUUUGCUGCUUCACACGCAACAGGCGAUGGAAUCGGUGAGAGAGAAGACAAUGGGAGAGGGAAUGACAAUCGAUGCUAGGCGUUGCCAGUCUGCUGAGGAGAGGCAGAAGGAAACGCACGCCAGUGGGGAAAGUAAACAAGGCGGUGAUGGUGAUGUGUCCCGCCGGGAAGCAAUGGAGAGCAGCACUAUCAGGGGAGAAUCACUGAGUGAAGAUCAGCAGACUUUGCAUGCUGCGAAGUGCAUAAAAGGCAAAAAAGACAAGGUGGGAAAAAUUGCAGUUGCUGGCACAAGUAAGACGACGCGUUUCAAGAAAGCGGAAAACGGAGUGCAGAAAGAAGAUGAUGAUCACUGGAGUGCGGCGCAGCUAGAAGCCUUGAAUCGAGCUCAGAGGGCAGUGCAUCCAACAACUCCGUUUUUCUGGGUCGAGGUCGCAAAGCGGGUGCCCGGGAAAACUUCUACCCAGUGCUACGCCAAGGUUUUUGAACCGAUUCGCUCUCCAAGGCGUCGACGCGUGGCGCCUCGAUCUCAAAGCACCGCAUCUGGAAAGCAGCAAACGAAGGUACAGAACCCAGCCUGUGACCCACAGGCAGCAUCAUCAUUAACAGCCAAACCUCAAUGGAACAUGUUGACUGGGAAGAGGUUGGGGGUGUCUGCAAUGAUGGCUGCGCACAGAGCGGCGAGAGAGAUGGUACGGAGCGCGGCCAGCCUGAACAGGACGAAGGCAAGGCUGUCAAGUAUUGUAGAGGUUGAUGGUGGCACGCAGGAGUCGGGCGGGGCCAUUGCAGGUACCAGCGUCAUGAACGGCAGCCAUCGUGUGAGCGGAAUUGGAGGUUCGACGGGGACCACUACACAGGUGGGAGCGGUGGUAAGAUCAAAAAGUGCCCUUGGCAAGUGUACGGUCGGUGAAAGCUGCAUGACGGAACCUGAUACUGAUGGCUCUGAGGACGUGUCUCCAGCAAGUGAAGAGGAGGAGAGGAGCUUGUUCCAGAGCAAGGCGGAGCAGCGCAAGAUGGACAGGUUUGUGGACUUCUACCUCAGGAAGAAAUACAGAGCACAGCUCGAGAGGGAAAAAAGGGAGAGAAAGAUGGCAGGCCGCGGCGCAAGAUCAGUGAACUCGAACUCGAUGUGCUUCUCCUCGGUGAGUUCCCUCACAGCAAAGUGUCCAGAGGACUGCGAUCCGAACAGGAAUAAGAAUGCGGACAACAAGGGUGCGGCGUUCCCAGUGAGUCAGAACGCUGUCCAAGUCUCAGCCCCACUGCAAAAACUAGCCCAAGUUUCAGCCCAGCUCCAAAAACUAGCGCAAACAUCACUAUCAAAGUGCGAAGAGCUUCAUCGUUGUAGGAGAGGCAAUGACGACCCCAUGGACGACAGCGAAGAUCCAGACGAGGACAAGGACUUCUAUUUCAGUCCGUGAAGUGCCGCAACCCGAAUCCCCCACCCACCUCCCCCUCCCUCCUUCCUUUAGAAAGCUAGAAGAAAUGUACAGACUGGGAAAGAAAGAAGAAGUGGACACAAAACCCCUUCUUCAAUUUCUACUUUCUCCUCAUGAAGUCUUUACUUCUUCUCUCUGUUCAUUGUUCAUCUUAGGAUCACCUUAUAAGUUAUAAGCUUUGUUUAUUUGAAAUUAUUUACCCGUUUUAGUCUGUGAACUAGGACACUUUUCGAAGUUGUUGCCAUCCGAUUGAAGCUCCUUGGAAAGUCCUCCAAGGAUAAAUAUUAAAUGGUAUA
Chara braunii is the source of this 4204-nucleotide messenger RNA. The record is from the annotation of a GenBank genome assembly. NCBI's taxonomy places the organism in Eukaryota, Viridiplantae, Streptophyta, Charophyceae, Charales, Characeae.